Molecule: messenger RNA, 1236 nt
Organism: Daldinia vernicosa
Lineage: Eukaryota; Fungi; Ascomycota; Sordariomycetes; Xylariales; Hypoxylaceae
Exons: 1
Coding region: 109-1224 (371 amino acids)
Source: RefSeq, a predicted model, not a curated record
GCAAUAACACAACAUCUUUCCGAUCAAACCUUCGAGUCUCGUUUCAAGGAUACAAAUCUAAUAUCCUUCCAUCGUCAACGGCAGUUUCUGAGCGGACUGAAAUCAAUCAUGGAGGAUUCCAUUAUGAAGGAUUCCAACAUGGAGGAUACCAUCAUGAAGGAUUCGACCAUGGAGGAUUCCAUCAUGAAAGAUUCGACCAUGGAGGAUUCCAUCAUGAAAGAUUCGACCAUGGAGGAUUCCAUUGGAGCAGUACAGACCUUCCCGAAAUUCCGGAAGCUACCACCGGAACUUCGUUGCAUGGUAUGGUCAUACUGCUUACCGCGCCGCGUUGUCCAAAUGCACGACUCAGCCCAUAAGAAGUUUAAGUCAAGCCGCUUGAAGAGUCGGCUACGUGUAAGACCUCCUGUGUCAGCCAAACUUCCGCUGAUCGCCUAUGUCUGCCACGAGUCGCGUGCCUUUGCCCUAACGCAUGGACGUAUGGAGAAGACAGCAUUCUUCAACACGCCUGUGUGGUUCGACCGGAGCACUGAUGUAAUCUAUAUCGACGAAGAUCACUACCGCAAAUUCCGUCUUGACGGUAGUGAUGAUGAGGGUGCCGAGCUGGGAUUGCGAGAACUUGUCGACGGUAGCAACAUCCCAUUGAGCGUCAACAGAAGCGUAUUUCUCGGGUUCGAUCCCUUACACCCCAAAGGCAGCGAUUUUGCUCGGUGGGCACUUAAACACAUCAUCGAGCGAGGGGAGUGCUCUGUGGUUCUAACAAGCACCGAGAUCCACUUGAACCAUCAAGAUGCUAUUGCUUCGGGCCUCUUUGGACAUUUCGCCGAGGAGACGCCCGUCUUGGUCGACAUCAACAAUGAUAGACAGGUCAAGAUGCUGUCUGCUGCCUGCAGCAUGGCGCCUAUUCGGAAGGGAUCGACUCGGAAUUGGGACGUGCUGCAAACAUACGAGCAGAUUUCAAGUGGGUACUUGAAUUUCUACAUGAAGUGCUUUCUCCAGUGUGUGCGGACUAUGUGGCUCAAGGAGAACGGCGCGCUGCGCGAGACCUUCAUCCCGUGGAAGUUCGACAGCGGACGAGAAAAUAGGCCGGCGUACAAGGAUAUAUUGGACCGACUCCCACGGUUCAAAUUUGUGGUCGCGGUUUACUUCUACCAGUCCAAGGAUAAGCGUCAGAAUGGCUCAAAGCUGCAGGAGAAAUCGAUUACCUAUCGCUUACGGGAAGAGUGAUGGUAACUCUGG